AUCGCCAUUGUAUAAGGGGCAGAGGAGAAGUAAUCCCUGUGAUGUUGAUAGAGGUGCUGUGGGGAUUGGUGAACAACGCCGCUAUCUGCACACACGGGGCUGUCGAGUGGGUGACCAUGGAAACUUGUCGUAAGAUUAGUGACGUCAACAUCUUCGGGACCAUCGCCGUCACCAAGACCUUCCUUCCUCUCAUCAGGAAGGCGAAGGGUCGAAUUGUGUCCAUGGGCAGCGCGCGGGGCCGCCUCCACAUCCCUAUAGGCACCACCUAUGACCUCAACAAGCACGCCCUCGAGGGCUUCAAUGACGGACUCAGAAACGAGAUGAGACGAUUUGGUAUUGACGUUUGCCUCAUUGAACCUGGCAACUUCACAGCGGGAACGGGCAUCUUCCGCGAGAGUGACGUGAGGCGUGACGGGAAGGCCAUGUGGGCAGCCAUGGACGAAGAGGUCAAGACUGCCUAUGGUAAAGAUUUCUUCGAUGAAACCAUUAACUUUCAGCUGAAUAUCACACGUUCCGGGAACCCGGACGUGAGUGAGGUGCUGACUGCAAUGACUGACGCCCUCACGCAGAAGUACCCGCAGAGUCGCUACCAGCCCAUGGAUAUUACUAUUUACCUCGCCGUGUUCCUGAAUCAGCAUUUCCCUGAGUGG
This is a messenger RNA of Homarus americanus (American lobster), 650 nucleotides long. Its product is annotated as D-beta-hydroxybutyrate dehydrogenase, mitochondrial-like. The annotation marks the transcript as partial. NCBI's taxonomy places the organism in Eukaryota, Metazoa, Arthropoda, Malacostraca, Decapoda, Nephropidae. The transcript is spliced from 5 exons. The record is from RefSeq and is a predicted model, not a curated record.